GAGGAAAAUGGACCCGGCGCUUUACGUCUUGGCGGCGGCGCUGCUGGCGGCGCUGAUCGUCUUCGUCACCCGCCUGAGGGGACCGGCGCGCGCGGCUGAUGAGGAGCACCAGCAGAAUGUGGCGCCAGCUGCAGUGGGGAGACCUCAGCCCCUCGCCCCUGAGCGGGGGGAAGGGAUGCCCAGGCGCCGGCGGAACAUGGGGAGCCGAAUUCUGGCUCAGAGGCGGUUGCAGCAGGCCGAGGAUGCGGCAGAAGACGAGAACGAUGGAGUUGAAGCUGCCGAGCCCCUCGUUUCUGGGAAGAUCGGAGCGAAGAAACAAAGGAAGUUAGAGGAGAAGCAAGCCAGGAAAGCUCAGCGAGAGGUUGAGGAAGCCGAACGUGAGGAGCGAAGGAAGCUCGAGCAGAAACGGGAGGAGGAUCGGCGCAAAGAGGAAGAGCGUCUUCGCCAGGAAGAGGAACAGAAGGAAGAAGAGAAGAAGAAGGCUAAAGAGGAGGAGGAGCAGCGGGAGCACGAGGAAUAUCUCAAGUUGAAGGAGAGCUUUGUCGUGGAAGAAGAAGGGGUGGAUGAAGCCAUGUCAGAGGAGGAGUCCCGUAGCUUCCUCUCAGAACUUCUCAACUACAUUAAGAGCAUGAAAGUGGUUCUUCUGGAAGACUUGGCUUCUCAUAUGGGAUUAAGGACACAGGAAGCGAUUAGUAGAGUACAAGAUCUGAUGGCAGAUGGAACGCUGACAGGCGUCAUCGACGACCGCGGCAAGUUCAUCUACAUCACGCCAGAGGAGAUGACGGCAGUGGCCGAAUUCAUCCGCCGGAGGGGCCGCGUCUCCAUUACCGAACUCGCUCAGCAAAGCAAUUCUCUCAUCAACCUGGAGCCCGAGGCCAGAGCGAUCACUAAGGGCAUGGCCUGA
Molecule: messenger RNA, 904 nt
Organism: Euleptes europaea (tarantolino)
Lineage: Eukaryota; Metazoa; Chordata; Lepidosauria; Squamata; Sphaerodactylidae
Gene: DDRGK1
Product: DDRGK domain containing 1
Exons: 9
Coding region: 8-904 (298 amino acids)
Source: RefSeq, a predicted model, not a curated record